Molecule: messenger RNA, 1110 nt
Organism: Alligator sinensis (Chinese alligator)
Lineage: Eukaryota; Metazoa; Chordata; Crocodylia; Alligatoridae
Product: olfactory receptor 5B21-like
Exons: 2
Coding region: 1-1110 (369 amino acids)
Biological process (GO): G protein-coupled receptor signaling pathway
Cellular component (GO): membrane
Molecular function (GO): olfactory receptor activity; G protein-coupled receptor activity
Source: RefSeq, a predicted model, not a curated record
AUGUAUUCGCCAAGCAAGUCAUGCCUGAUUUCCUUAUUUGAGAAGGUGACAGGUUCUGUGGAUGGUGAAGCUGUGGUUGUAACAUACCUUGACUUUAGCAAGGCUUUUGACACUGUCUACCAAGAUGUACCAUCUGUAGGUUACUACCUAGGAAAGGAAAACCAAACCAAUGUGACUGAAUUUAUUCUUUUGGGACUUUCCAGUGACCCACAGGUUCAAAUUUUACUGUUCUGCGUGUUUUUGGUGAUAUACCUAAUCACCCUAGCAGGGAAUACAGUCAUCAUGUUGGUGAUAAGAGCUGACUCUCACCUUCAUACCCCCAUGUAUUUCUUCCUGUCUCAUCUAUCCAUUGUCGAUAUCUGCUAUUCCUCAGUCACUGUCCCGAAGAUGCUGGCAAACUUACUAGCAACGCAUAAAUCUAUUUCUGUUAAUCUUUGCUUUACCCAGAUGUUCUUCAUCCUUCUUUCAAGUACUUGUGAAUUAUCCAUGCUCUCAGCCAUGGCUUAUGACCGCUAUGCUGCCAUAUGUAGCCCCCUGCAUUAUGCCAGGACUAUGAACAAAAGGGUGUGCAGGCAGCUAGUGGGUGGAUCUUGGACAAUGGGUCUUAUGUAUUCACUUGUUAACACGGUUCCUGUAUUCAAGUUGCACUUCUGUGGGCCCAAUGAAAUUGGGCAUUUCAGCUGUGAGCUUCCCCCACUACUAGCAAUAUCCUGCUCUGGGACAUUCACAAACAAAAUAGCUCUUCUUUGUUGUGCUGUCAUCCUUGGUUUUGGCACUUUCCUCCUCACAUUGGUUUCCUACAUACAUAUCAUCUUCACCAUCUUGAGGAUACACUCUGCAGAGGGUAGACGUAAAGCCUUCUCCACCUGCAGUUCCCACCUCCUUGUGGUGGGUUUAUUGUAUACAGCAGGUUUUCUUCAGUACAUGAAACCCAGUUCCAGCUCUUCAGUGAUCCUCGAUCAAGUUGUCUCCAUCCAGUACAGCAUCUUAACCCCCAUGUUAAACCCCAUCAUCUAUAGUCUGAAAAAUAAAGAAGUAAAAACAGCCUUGGGCAGAAUUUUCACUAAAAAAUUCAAGUUCUCAACUCAUGUAAAUAGAAUACAACUGUAA